AGUCUUGGGCAGGGUUUGUUGAUCUAUUUUUAAAACUACCCUAGAUGAGUCGAAUGUACUAUCUACCUAGAAACUAGUACCCUGCAGUAUGACUCUACCGCAAACACUCUAAACUGGGAAAGGUGAACUGAGGUCCAUGGAAAGAGUAAGUGACUCAUACACUUUCAUCCAAAAUAUAUACUGUAAACUACAGGUUGUCAUAGAGAAAUUAAUUCAUUUCAUACAAAAUGUAGUCUACUUAAAAAUUAAGUUUGUAAUCUUUUUUUAAUGACAUCUUUAAAAAUAUUUUUCAGAGACAAGGAAGUAAAACAGCAAAUCAAAAAUUUUAGUCAACUCUUGCUUCCCUACAGUAGGAUGGUACAUGAUGCUACAGGACAGAGAGGAAUGGAUAAAAACCUUGGUGAGCAACUCAAUAAAGCAUAUGAGGCCUUCCGACAGGCAUGCAUGGAUAGAGAUUCUGCAGUAAAAGAACUACAGCAAAAGACUGAGAACUAUGAGCAGAGAAUCCGUGAGCAACAGGAACAGCUGUCACUUCAACAAACUAUUAUUGACAAGCUAAAAUCACAGUUACUUCUUGUGAAUUCUGGUCGAGAUAACAGUUACAGUUAUGUUCCCCUGCUUGAAGACAGUGAAACAAGGAAGAAUAAUUUGACCAUUGAUCAGCCACAUGAUAAAGUGAAGCCAGGAAUACCAAGAGACAAACAGUCAAAGGUAAGAAGACAAGAGGUUUCUUCUAGAAAAGAAACUUCACCAGGGAGUCUUGGCAUUCCUUUAUUCCAUGAAAGGGAUAAUACAGAGAAGACUUUUGGGGAUCUGAAAGAAGAAUUUCAUAGAAUAUGCAUGCUAGCAAAAGCACAAAAAGACCACUUAAGCAAACUUAAUAUACCAGACACUGCAACUGAAACACAGUGCUCUGUGCCUAUACAGUGUACAGAUAAAACAGAUAAACAAGAAGCACUGUUUAAGCCUCAGACUGAAGAUGAUAUAAAUAGAGGUGCACCGUGCAUCACAUCUGUCACACCAAGAGGACCAGGCCAAGAUGAAGAAGACACUUCUUUUGAAUCACUUUCUAAAUUCAAUGUCAAGUUUCCACCUAUGGACAAUGACUCUACUUUCUUACAUAGCACUCCAGAGAGACCCAAAAUCCUUGGUUCUGCCAUUUCUGAGGCGGUGUGCCAGGACAAAUUUAAUGUGGAGCUCAGAGACAGCCCAGGAAACUUUGUUAAAACAGAAGAAACUUUAUUUAAAAUUCAGGGAAUUGACUCCAUAGCUUCAGCUAUACAAAACCUUAAAACAACUGACAAAACAAAACCCUCAAAUCUUGUAAACACUUGUAUUAGAACAACUCUGAAUAGAGAAUCGUGUUUGCCACCUGGAGACCGUAAUGCAUUAUAUGUAAAUACAUUCCCACUUCAGGACCUGUCUGAAGUACCUUUUCCCUCACUGGAUUCCCCAGGAAAAGCAAUCCGUGGACCACAGCAGCCCCUUUGGAAGCCCUUUCCUAAUCAAGACAGUGACUUAGUGGUACUAAGUGGCACAGACUCAGAACUCCAUAUACCUCGAGUAUGUGAAUUCUGUCAAGCAGUUUUCCCACCAUCAAUUACAUCCAGGGGGGAUUUCCUCCGGCAUCUUAAUUCACACUUUAAUGGGGAGACUUAAAUCAUAUUUGAAAAUGGAUAUGUCAAGUUCUAUGUGAUGAUUUGGAGUUUGUAAUACUAUAAAAAUACUUGAUUGUAAGCUAAAUUUAAAAUCAUUUAUGGAAAAAUUUAGUAUCGCAGCUAUUUGAAUUUUUUCUAAACUUAUUUUGUAACUUUAUUAUCUUUUAAA
This is a messenger RNA of Castor canadensis (American beaver), 1827 nucleotides long. The record is from RefSeq and is a predicted model, not a curated record. Lineage: Eukaryota; Metazoa; Chordata; Mammalia; Rodentia; Castoridae.